AGAAAUAGUGACAUGAAACAAGAAGAAAUAAAAACUGAACACGUUGACCUGUCAACUGUUGAAUCUGCAAAUAUUUCUCUGGCAAAACUUAAAAAACAACCGCGCUUGAAGUUUAGCAAUGUGAAAACUGGUUUUCAUAAAGAAAAACUUGCUAAGAUAAAAAGAAAGUUUUUGCAAAGAACUCGAGAAACUGCGCGUGCUGAACUUCUCAAUAAUGAACAACAAGGUUUCCUUGCUGGAGAUGAAGAUGAACUUACCUAUACCAUCAAACAGGAAGAAAUAGCUGGUGCUGUAGAUAUUGCUAGUGCGAGCAAGCAUUUCGAUCUGCGAUUAGAACGUUUUGGCCCUUAUCGUGUAGAUUAUACUUGUAAUGGUCGUCAUCUUUUAAUCGGUGGUAGACGUGGGCAUGUUGGGGCUUUUGACUGGUUAACCAAAACACUUCGUUGUGAGAUAAAUGUUAUGGAAAGCAUCAGAGAUAUCAAAUGGCUACACGUUGAAACGAUGUUUGCUGUCGCUCAAAAGCGAUGGACUCAUAUUUAUGAUAAUAUGGGAGUGGAGUUGCACUGUUUAAAAAAUUUACAUGACAUUAAGCGUUUAGAAUUUCUUCCUAGACAUUUUCUACUUGUCGCCGGAAGCAAUACGUCUUUCUUACAUUACUUAGAUGUUUCUAUGGGUAAAAUGGUGCAGUCAUUUCCAACGAAGCAAGGGCCUCUGGAUGUAAUGGCACAAAAUCCAAAUAAUGCCAUCAUCCAUACUGGGCAUGGAGAUGGUACGGUGCAGUUGUGGUCUCCAAAUGUUCAAAAACCAUUAGUGAAAAUGCUUGCUCAUCCAUGUUCUAUACGGGGUAUUGCAGUACAAGGAGACUAUUUGGCUACCACUGGACUUGAUCGGAAAUUAAGGCAGAAUUCUUCAUUGAAAUCCACCAACGCAAUGCAGUUGCUUGUGCUAUUGAUUUUAAACGAUGCACAUUUGGGAACAACUACUGCACCAUAUAUGUCUCAUCAGUGUACGGGGUUCGUUAGUGAUAUUCAAUUUUGUCCUUUUGAAGAUGUUCUUGGAAUUGGACAUCAACAGGGAUUCACAAGCAUGCUUGUUCCAGGAUGUGGCGAACCCAACUUUAAUGCUCUUUUAUCAAACCCAUACGAAUCAAAGACGCAACGACGUGAACGAGAAGUGAAGCAGCUUUUAGAUAAAAUACAACCGGCACUGAUCACUAUGGAUACUACAGAAAUCGCCCAAGUUAAUACAGAUUUGCUGGAAGAACAGAAUGAACGACUGAAAUCAUUGCUUCAUGUGAGACCACGUGAAGUAAAAUUCAAACCAAAAAAUAAGAAGAAAGGAAGAGGCAGUGCUCUGAAAAAGGAGCAACGUAAACAAGGUGUACAAUCCGAACGUAGAUUUGCAUUGAACGAGGAACGGAAGAUAUUAGAGAAAGAAGUCUUAAAGGAUGAUUCGAAACCAGAGGAGCUUUCUGAAGAUGAACGAGCUGAUUUCAAACUACCUAAAGAUCUGGUUCAAGCAAAACGGUUGGGUUUGGUCCUCUCAAAAUAUAAAGAAGAACAUUAUUACACCGUACUGUUUGGCAUAUCAGCUGUCUAUAUACUUUUACAGUCAUUAGCUAUUCCUGGUUCCAUUUUUCUUACAAUUCUUUCCGGAUAUUUAUUCUCAUUUCCAACUGCCUUAUGUCUAGUUUGUACGUGUUCGGCUUGUGGAGCACAAAUUUGUUACUUUUUUGCAUUAUUAUUUGGUCGUGAACGAAUUAUGGCAUUUGCACCAGAAAAGAUUAGUAAAUGGCAAAAUGAGAUUGCUGAUUUCGACAGUCUGUUUUAUUUUGUAAUUUUUUUACGGAUCACUCCAAUUUUGCCAAAUUGGCUUAUAAACCUUGCAUCACCGAUAUUUGGCGUUCCAGUACCCGCUUUCUUUUUUGGAACAUUUCUGGGUGUUGCUCCACCUUCAUGCAUAUACAUUCAAGCCGGUGCCACUCUUCAAAAGCUUACGCAUGUGGGAGCAGCUUGGUCAUGGAGUGCAGUUUUUAUAAUAGCAUUCGCAGCUUUCUUGUCUUUGGUGCCCGUCAUUUACAAGAGUCUGAAUUUCGGUAGUUCCUGUAAAUCAACAAAGUAUAUUAAAACUUCAUAG
This is a messenger RNA of Thelazia callipaeda (thelaziosis nematode), 2136 nucleotides long. NCBI's taxonomy places the organism in Eukaryota, Metazoa, Nematoda, Chromadorea, Rhabditida, Thelaziidae. The record is from the annotation of a GenBank genome assembly.